AUGAAGCUCUGGCACGAACAAGAAAGCGUAGAUAUCGCUCUCGGUUUAGGAGAUUUCCUCCAGCCCCCAGGCAUGCUCUCGGUUAAGGAUCCGGGAUUGAAGGAGAAGUGGCACGAUAUAUUCAUUAAGGACGCUGGCUUGAAUAUCCCGUGGUAUAUGGUGAACGGCGAAGCGGAGAGUAUGGUGAGCAGCUCGACGCCGUACCGCUACCACUACACCCGCCAGGACGUGAACUACCACAACCCCAACUGGCUGUAUAAAGCAGUUAUAACGAUGGUUGCCAAUCUAACCACAGCUGAUGGAGGCACAGAAGAUCAAGAGUUCACCGUACACCUCAUCUCCAUAGACACCUGGGCUCUCUUCGGAGGACCCCCCUUCUAUGAAAACCUGGGGCAGUAUCAGAACAACAUGAUAGCGCUAAGCAACGCGCUGUAUCACUCAGCGAAGGCGAAGGCGGACUGGAUAGUGGUGCAGGGUCACCACCCUCUUACAUCUACAGGAGCUGAAGCAGAAGAGGCUCGGUUUACCUACAUAGACGACAUGGUGAAGGCUGGGCGUCCGCGGGGCCCUGAACACCGUCUCGUGGAUCUGUUGACGGCGUAUCAGGUGGAUGCGUAUAUUUCAGCUCACGAUGAUGCUCUUGAAUACGUAACAAUGUCGGACCUAGAUAAGAACAGCACUCUCGCUUUCAUCACCAGCGGGGGGGGAACCCGCAUCAUGAGCGGCGUUAUGGGGAGAGGCUGGCUGGGGAAAAUAAGAGGAAGAAUAUUCCCGUUGCUAUGCUGGUCAGGCAAACGUAUUUUUUAUAAACUCGACCCAGGAGGCUGCAAACGUAUUUUCUAUAAACUCGACCCAGGAGGGUGCAAACCAUCAGAAAAGGAUCAGGCUCUGGCGUACAAGUUCUAUGCACCGCAGGGGCCUAACUGGAAGAUUUCUGUGAAAGAGAGAAUUCUGAAUACCACGGGUUUCUCGAGUUUGAAAUUCACCAAAGAUUUCCUCAUUGUAGAUUUCAUCAGCAGCAGCACCGAUCUGAAACUAAAAGAAUUAAAUAUAGAUCAUGAAGCAUUCGAAGAAGAAAACAGAGAACGCGUCGCCAGUGAAAUUGCAUUUCAAACACGAACACCUAUACUAGCGGAGCGUCUGCGUCUGUACGAGAAAGAACUGGUGGAUAUGUACAACGAAUACCAACACUUGAAGUCAAAGAAAGCAAUGUAUGAAACAAUGAAUGCACAGAAAGCUGCAGCUCUUGAGGCUCAGGGGGAGAAUCUAAGAGAAUCUGAGUUGAGUGAAGGAAUGUAUGAACAGACUGAACGUAUCAUUGAACUCAUGUACGUCAUCGCAGCUCACCACGGGUACAUGUGGACUCGAUAUGAAGCCCUGAAAGAGCAGAGAAAGAAGUUGCCGCUGCAGGAUGCAAAGCAAGCAGAGGCGUUGUUGAAACUUGAAAAGAAACUGAUCGAGGUGAUGAAGAAACGCAGAGAAUUGAACAAGAAAUACGUCGAUCAAGGCAAUCAUCCAACGCCAGCUGAUGCUGAACAAAUAAAAGAAUUCGUUAUAAAAUCCCGAAUACUGAAACGCGAUAUAAAUGAAUUUGAACAGGUGAUGCAGGAGGAGGAGGCGAAGGAAGCAGGAGAGAAAGAAGGAGAAAAAGAAGAGAAUACAGAACAAAACAACAAAACAACUACAGAAGAAGAAUUACCUGAAAUUAAACCUCUAGAUCAGAGCAUAGAAGCUCGACUUGAAAGGAAACGACGACAACUAGAGGAACAUGAACGGGUGCUUCAAACUAUCAACUCAUUGGCGGCGAUAGAAAGAGAAAAGAUGAAAGAGGAUAUAGGUAUGCUGCAGCGUCAACAUGAAAAGCUACGAGCAGAGGUAGAAAGACUUGAAGGUAUUUUAAAUAGAAAAGAAUGGGCGGCGGAUAGACGGCCAUCUGAACUAUGGGAGAAACGGCUACAGAAACACGAUCUAGAGCAGACGUUGACGCAGCUAGAAGCAUAUAAAGAAUCUAUAUUAACUUUACCGAAAGUACAACGCAGAACGAAAGAUUUAAAUGAUGCUGUUGCCAGUAUAGAUAUGCAAAAGAUAGAUAUAGAGGAACAGCUUAUGGAGCUAUCUGAUGAACUAUAUAACACAACACCAACACCACUACAGGAGAAAUUCAUACAACAACUCGAUAAACUCCGAGAAGUUUCAUUGCUUGUAGAUAGCCGAAACACCAUGCCAGCUGAAGCUCUUGAGGAUCCCGAAAUACAAAAAAGUUUGAAAGAGGCAAAUGAAGCUCUCGAGCUGUUGCAGCUAGAAGUAGAUACAGCUGACGAAGCUUUACGUAAAGAACUAAAUGACUUAGAUGAGGCCUGGCUGAAACGAAUGAUAAUAAGAGGAGCAGAUAUGAAACAACUAGCUGAAGAAUUCUCUAUCGAUAUAAAUCAAGUUCUAGAUGAAGAUGCAAAGGCUAGAGAAGCAGACCCUAAUAAACAACUCAAAUGGAAAAAUGUAAAAAAGUUUUCGCUAAUAGAUCACAUAGAUCACAAAGAAGGUUUCUAG
Messenger RNA from Eimeria mitis, 2547 nucleotides. RefSeq names its product serine/threonine protein phosphatase, putative. Gene Ontology annotation, molecular function: acid phosphatase activity; ferric iron binding; ferrous iron binding. Bases 1 to 2547 code for a protein of 848 amino acids. The transcript has 6 exons. NCBI's taxonomy places the organism in Eukaryota, Apicomplexa, Conoidasida, Eucoccidiorida, Eimeriidae. The record is from RefSeq and is a predicted model, not a curated record.